Messenger RNA from Diorhabda sublineata, 2598 nucleotides. Its product is annotated as zinc finger protein ZFP2-like. Gene Ontology annotation, molecular function: RNA polymerase II cis-regulatory region sequence-specific DNA binding; DNA-binding transcription factor activity. The transcript has 2 exons. The record is from RefSeq and is a predicted model, not a curated record. The coding region runs from base 306 to 2291 and encodes 661 amino acids. Lineage: Eukaryota; Metazoa; Arthropoda; Insecta; Coleoptera; Chrysomelidae. Gene Ontology annotation, biological process: regulation of transcription by RNA polymerase II.
AGUUAGACGACAACACAAAAAUGCAUUGUUAUUGGUCCCUAAACUGCUUGGAAUUGGACAGCGAACAAAACUAAGAUUCGUUCAUAUUCAGCACUUUGGUGAACGUAAUCAUGUUUGUGUUAACCAUUUGUUCUAAAAAGUUCCGAUGAUGUAACUAAUUUUUUUAUGGUUUUAACUAACCUACAUUUUACAUGUAUUGAAGUUAUACGUGUCUUAUUAUCGUUAAAAUAUUGGUUAUCAUUUUUUCACUAUUUUAAUUCAUAUAAUUAAGAACACUAUAUACAGGAAAUAUUAUUAACAGAGAAAUGGAUAUCCAAAAUCUUGAAGAAGAAAUUGCUAAUCUGUCGAAUAUCGAUAUAAAACAAGAAUUAAUUGACGAAGUAUCUACAAUAAAAAUUCAAAAUACAAAUGAACAAAUAAAUGGAAUUCAUUCAAUCAAACAAGAAAUCAACGAUGACUUGAAUACAAAUAAAAUAUUUAAUAACAAUGUAGAUGUAACUGUUGAAACAAAAAAGAAAACAAGAUAUUCAAAAGUUGCCCCUAGAAAGCGAAUCAAAUACAAAGGUACAAGACUGAUAAGAGAUGGAAAAUAUAUCCAACCAAAUGCUAUGGGGUUAAUGAUAUGUGCAUAUUGUGGGAAAUUAUACACUAAACAAGUAGAAUUGUUAUACCACUUAGCAACGAAUCAUUUUAUAAAAGGAAACAAAUUUUACAAGAUUAGAAUACACCAUAAAAGUAAAAGUGAUACACAUAUGGAAAAUCUUGAUAUUAAAGAUCAAAUUGAGAUGGUUGGAAAUGAAUUGAAAGUGGAGCUGCAGGACACCACAAAACAAUUGGAUGUUACUGAUAAUUUGAAUUCAAAUAUUCAUAAGGGUUGGAAUUUAAUUCAGAUUAAUUCAAAUAUGCAUUCACACACUGACACCAGGGCAAAACCAUUCAAAUGUGCCAUCAUUAGGAAACUAUUCUCUUAUAAAAAUAAUUUAAAUAUACAUAUGCCUAGUCACAAGAGAGAAAAGCGAUAUAAGUGUGACAUUUGUUUGAAAACUUUUCCAUAUACAAGUUACUUAAAGACACAUUUGUGUAGUCAUAUAGCAAAAAAGCCAUUUAAAUGUGACAUUUGUUUAAACACUUUUUCAUAUAAGAGUAGUUUGAAGAGACAUUUGCAUAAUCAUACAGGAGAAAAGCAAUUCAAAUGUGAUAUUUGUUUGAAACCAUUUUCCCGGAAAAUUAAUUUGAACACACAUUUCCGUAGUCAUACAGGAGAAAAGCCAUUCAAAUGUGACAUUUGCUUAAAAAAUUUUUCAGAUAGGAGUAAUUUGAAGAGACAUUUGCAUAGUCAUACAGGAGAAAAGCCAUUCAAAUGUGAUAUUUGUUUGAAAACAUUUUCACGGAAAAUUAAUUUAAAGAGACAUUUGCAUAAUCAUACAGGAGAAAAGCCAUUCAAAUGUGAAAUUUGUUUUAAAACUUUUUUACAAUCCAGUGAUCUCGAGACACAUUUGUGUAAUCAAGCAACAGAGAAGCAAUUAAAAUGUGAUGUUUGUUUGAAAACUUUUUCAGAUACAAGUCAUUUGAGGGCACAUUUACGUAUACAUACAGGAGAAAAGCCGUUCAAAUGUGACAUUUGUUUGAAAACUUUUUCACAGUCAAGUUAUUUGAAGACACAUUUUCGUAGUCAUACAGGAGAAAAGCCAUUCGAAUGUGACAUUUGUUUGAAAUUUUUUUCAGAUAGGAGUAAUUUGAAGAGACAUCUCCUUAGACAUACAGGAGAAAAGCUAUUCAAAUGUGAUAUUUGUUUGAAAUCAUUUUCACGGAAAAGUCUUUUGAACAGACAUUUUCGUAGUCAUACAGGAGAAAAGCAAUUCAAAUGUGACGUUUGUUUUAAAACUUUUUUAGAUACAAGUCAUUUGAAGGCACAUUUGCGUAUCCAUACAGGAGAAAAGCCCUUUAAAUGUAAAAUUUGUUUUAAAACUUUUUUACAGUCCAUUGAUUUCAAAAUACAUUUGCGUAUUCAUACAGGAGAGAAACCAUUCAAAUGUGAUAUAUGUUUGAAAACUUUUUCACAGUUAAGUAAUUUGAAUAGACAUGCACGUAUCCAUACAGGAGAAAAGCCCUUUAAAUGUGAAAUUUGUUUCAAAACUUUUUCACACAAAGGUAACUUGAAGGUACAUAUGCGCAGUCAUACAGGAGAAAAACCAUUCAAGUGUGACAUUUGUUACAAAACUUUUUCACAGAAAUGUAAUUUGAGAACACAUUUGAGUAGUCAUAUAGAAGAAAAGCCAAAUGUGACAUAAUUUCGAAACCUUAUUCAUAGAUACUUGAGUAGUUGAUAGAUUAAUAGAUACAGGAGAAAAUACAUUCAAUUUUUAUAUUUGUUUGAAAUCAUUUUAUAAUAUAAGUGAUUUAAAAGUAAAUAUAUGUAGUUACACAAGAGAAUAGUCAUUCAACAAUCCUGUCUACCUAUUCUUAUAAUAGUUAUAAUGUCCAUUAAUUGAAAAAACUUAAAGUUUUGAUACGGAAUAAAAAAAAUGAGGAUUAUUAAUUUUUUUAUAUAAUUAUGAAAUGAGUGUUUUAUUAUUAUUAAACGCCUUUUUACACAUA